UCAAGAAAGGGUUUUGUAGAGCGAGAGACAGAGCAGUUUAGUACUGUAUUGUUUAGGUGGAAGGGGAGGUCAGCGAGGCGCCUGCGUUCUGUGGGUCUUGUUGUGCAGCAAUUGGAGCAGCACAUCCAAUUGAUGCAGUUCUUGUAGCGCUCGCCAAGGAACAUCUCCUCCCUGCGGCCCCCCCCGGCUGCUGCCAUGGCGGGCGGAGGUUUCAGGCUCCUCCAUUUGGUGCGCCCUUUCCUGUCUGUGCUGCCCGAGGUGCAGUCGGCGGAUCGUAGGGUGCCAUUCAAGGAGAAGAUGCUCUACACAGGGAUCGCCCUGUUUGUCUUCCUCGUCUGCAGCCAGCUCCCCCUGUACGGGAUCCAUAGCGCCACCGGAUCUGAUCCGUUCUACUGGCUGCGCGUCAUUCUCGCCUCAAACAGGGGGACGUGCAUGGAGCUUGGGAUUACCCCAAUUGUGACUUCAGGGCUGAUUGUGCAGCUAUUACAUGGCUCUAAGAUCAUUGAGGUGGACAACAGUGUGAAGGAGGAUCGAGCACUCCUCACUGGAGCUCAGAAACUGUUGGGAGUCUUGAUUACCAUUGGGGAGGCAGUCGCCUACGUCCUGUCCGGCAUGUAUGGGGAUGUGCGGGAUCUUGGCGCAGGGAACGCCAUCUUGAUCAUUGUCCAGCUCUUCUUCGCCGGAAUCAUCGUGAUCUGCCUGGAUGAGCUGCUGCAAAAGGGUUACGGCCUUGGCUCAGGAAUCUCACUCUUCAUCGCCACAAACAUCUGCGAGAACAUUGUGUGGAAGGCUUUCAGUCCCACCACGAUCAACGCCGGCCGCGGCGCUGAGUUUGAGGGCGCCAUCAUUGCGCUCUUCCACCUGCUCAUCACGAGGACGGACAAGGUGCGCGCGCUCAAGGAGGCCUUCUACCGCCAGAACCUCCCCAACGUGACCAACUUGCUGGCGACGGUGCUGGUGUUCCUGAUCGUGAUCUACUUCCAGGGCUUCAAGGUGGUCCUUCCCGUGCGCUCCAAGAGCGCGCGCGGCCAGCAGGGCAGCUACCCCAUCAAGCUCUUCUACACGUCCAACAUGCCCAUCAUCCUGCAGUCCGCGCUCGUGUCCAACCUGUACUUCAUCUCUCAGCUCCUGUACAAGCGCUACCCGACCUUCUUCCUUGUAAACCUACUGGGCAAAUGGCAGGAGCACGAGUACUCGACCAGUGGUCAGCUCAUACCUGUGGGGGGGCUCGUCUACUACUUGUCGGCUCCAACUAGCCUGGCGGACAUUGCGGUGCAUCCAUUCCACGCCCUCUUCUACAUCACCUUCAUGUUGACGGCCUGCGCCCUGUUCUCCAAGACGUGGAUUGAGGUCUCGGGCUCAUCAGCGAGGGACGUCGCGAAGCAACUCAAGGAGCAGCAGAUGGUGAUUCCUGGCCACCGCGAGUCCAACCUGCAAAAGGAGCUCAACCGGUACAUCCCAACAGCAGCCGCGUUUGGAGGCAUGUGCAUUGGGGCCCUCACGGUGGUUGCUGACUUCAUGGGUGCCAUCGGGUCUGGCACCGGAAUCCUCCUUGCCGUCACGAUCAUCUAUCAGUACUUUGAGAUGUAUGAGAAAGAGAAGGCCAGCGAAGCCGGCAUGUUCGGGUUCUUCGGUUGAGCAGGGGACUAAAGUCGAGGGGUCGUCCUGGUAGAACCGCCGGUCUUCAGCGGUCUAGUGCAAAAGCACUCGGGGUGCACGCUUGAAGAGAGUACCUAGUUGAGAGCCCACAUUACGUGAUGGACGUGGGCACCGCUUGAGCGGUAUGGAUUGCGGAGCUAUAAUGAACGAGACCUUAUCCGCCCGCUUGAAAACGGGUUGUGUGUGCCUUUUGCGCUAUUGCUUUUCAGCUGGGGAUAUUAGAUUUUGUCCGCUGCAUUUUGUUUUAAGGUUUCCUUCGAGUGCGCAAUGUCAUCUCUCUUGAGCGGUUGCAAUUGUUUGCCAG
This is a messenger RNA of Klebsormidium nitens, 1963 nucleotides long. Lineage: Eukaryota; Viridiplantae; Streptophyta; Klebsormidiophyceae; Klebsormidiales; Klebsormidiaceae. The record is from the annotation of a GenBank genome assembly.